AGCACAUCAUCAACAGACUCUUGUUCGCCUUUAUGACUUCACAUCGAGUGAGCGAGCGAUCCAUCAUCGCUUUGGGAUCGGACAGGAACUCCACACGAUCUCGUCUGAGUUACAGUUUACUACGACUUCACCAUGCCACGAGCAGAAGCAGGUUCAGCGAAAGCUAUCGGCAAUGCCAUCAAGGCCAAGGGUCUUGGCCGGCUAGUAUGGUACUGUCAGGUCUGUCAGAAACAAUGUCGGGACGAGAACGGAUUCAAGAUGCACUCGCAAUCCGAGUCGCAUUUACGUCAGAUGCUGGUCGUCGGCGAGAAUGCAGGCAAGCAUAUUGAUACCUUUAGCAAAGAUUUCCAGGACGAGUUCUUGACUUUGCUCUCGAGAAGACACAACACCCAGCGAGUCCGCGCCAACGCCGUCUACAACGAGUAUAUCCAGGACAAACAUCACAUCCACAUGAACUCUACCAAAUGGGUCACCCUCACCGAGUUCAUCAAGUAUAUGGGUCGGGAAGGUCUGGUCCGGGUGGACGAGAACGAAAAGGGAUUCUGGAUCCAAUGGGUGGAUAACUCUCCAAAAGCCUUGGCGAGGCAGGCGGAGAUGCAGAAGAGGGAGCGGGCAGAUAUGGACGACGAACAGAGACAGAGGAGGCAGUUGCGGGAACAGAUGGAGAGGGCGAGGUUGCAGGCGGAGGCUAGGGGACAGGGGGAAGUAGCGAAAGGGUUACAGAGAGCCGAGGGGGAAAAGGUCUCCUUGAGCUUGAACUUGGGGGGUCUCAAGCCGAAGGAAGAGACAGUCAAGACUGAGCCGGAAGACACGGUCAAGACUGAAUCGGAGGAGACGUUCAAAAGUGAAUCGGAAGGGACGGUUAAAACUGAACCGGCAGAGGCGGUCAAGAAUGAACCGGCAUCACCCUCAACUCCGGUUGCUACGCCAACGGUCACGAUGACAAAUACGGCAAAGGUCAAGACUGAACCAGCUCCUAACCCUUUGAAACGAGCUGCCCCUACCAACAUCUUCAAAACAUCCUCCAAGUCAUCGAAAUCCACCAAAGAAUCCACCCCUUCAUCCACCCCGAAAUCACAUCUGGCCGGGAAAAAGUUCUUGACGGCAGCGGAAAGGUUGAUGCUCGAAGAUCAAGCUAGGGCCGGGCGAAAGAUUUCUGGUGGGAGUGGGGGUUAUCAGGGGAUGGGCCCGAGUCGGCGAUGAGCAAAUAGAGGCAUGGGGCAUGAGGGAUGAGUUGACGGGUUGUAUAUGAGUUAGUCUUCACUGUAGCACAAUUAACGACAUUUUGGUGGGG
Messenger RNA from Filobasidium floriforme, 1294 nucleotides. RefSeq names its product domain of Kin17 curved DNA-binding protein-domain-containing protein. The transcript is spliced from 4 exons. Bases 133 to 1203 code for a protein of 356 amino acids. Lineage: Eukaryota; Fungi; Basidiomycota; Tremellomycetes; Filobasidiales; Filobasidiaceae. The record is from RefSeq and is a predicted model, not a curated record. Gene Ontology annotation, molecular function: double-stranded DNA binding. Gene Ontology annotation, cellular component: nucleus. Gene Ontology annotation, biological process: DNA damage response; DNA replication.